AUUUCCAAAAUGGCCUCUCCCACUGCGUCAAAGUUCUGAGUGCGCACGCGCGAAAGUAAGUUUUUUUUUCUCUCUCUUUCCUGGCAAAAUGGCGAUGAGUUUAGUGUGCGGCCGCCGGCAGCUUCUGCGCCUCCUACGACACCAGCGUUCGUUCCACAGCGUCGCAGGGUCCCGCAAACCGCCGGCCACCGAGCUCCUCGUCGCAGCCCGCCUGGGCGGUGGGCGCCCACACUACGCUCUUCUCGCCGCCUCAAACCCUCGCUGCAUCAGUACUUCUGGCACCUUCUUUGCAGAAGCCCAGGUAAGAGGGCACCCCCCCGUUGCUCCUGCUACCCCCACCCCUCCUGCGGUACCUGAGGUGGCUUCCGGAGGAACCGCAGAUGCCGUCCAGUGUGCUGCAGAACAGAGCUUCGCUGAACUGGGGCUGGGGUCUUACACCCCAGUGGGACUCAUCCAGAACCUCUUGGAAUUUAUGCAUGUUGACCUGGGCCUGCCUUGGUGGGGGGCCAUUGCCACCUGUACGGUCAUUGCCCGCUGCCUCGUUUUUCCUCUGAUUGUGAAGGGCCAGCGAGAAGCAGCCAAGAUCCACAACCACAUGCCAGUGAUGCAGAAGUUUUCCACUCAAAUCCGAGAGGCCAAAUUGGCAGGGGAUCAGGCUGAGUUUUACAAGGCCUCCAUCGAGAUGACGCGCUAUCAGAAAAAGCAUGAUAUCAAACUCUUCAGGCCUCUCAUUCUUCCUCUCACUCAGGCCCCCAUCUUCAUCUCCUUCUUUAUUGCCUUGAGAGAGAUGGCCAAUCUGCCCGUGCCCAGCCUACAGACAGGUGGGCUCUGGUGGUUCCAGGAUCUCACGGUGUCUGAUCCCUUCUACGUCUUGCCACUGGUAGUCACUGCCACGAUGUGGGGUGUCCUUGAGCUAGGUGCUGAGACAGGCAUGCAGAGCUCUGACCUCCAGUUCAUGAGGAACAUCAUCCGAGUGAUGCCCCUAGUGGUCUUGCCCGUGACCAUCCACUUCCCCUCGGCAGUGUUCAUGUACUGGCUCUCCUCCAAUUUGUUCUCGCUGUGCCAAGUGGCCUGCCUCCGGAUUCCAGCUGUGCGCACAGUGCUCAAAAUCCCCCAGCGCGUUGUACAUGAUCCUGACAAAUUGCCUCCUCGGGAAGGCUUCUUGAAGAGCUUCAAAACAGGCUGGAAGAACGCUGAAAUUGCACAUCAGCUCCGGGAGCGUGAACAGCGGAUGCAGAAACACUUGGACCUAGCUGCCAGAGGUCCCUUACGACAGACUUUCACCCACAACCCUCUGCUACAGCACAAUCCAAGCCACCCUCCCAACACCCCCAACAGCAGCAGCACCAGCAGCAAGCCCAAGUCAAAGCCUUGGCACGACACACUUGGCUGAUUCCUGCUCUCUGCUCAUUCUGACAAGAGCUCUGCAUCUGCACGGACUCCUCCAAAAGGACAAUGCUGUGUGCUCGCCCCAGACCUGGGAACUCUGGGUUUGGAAGUGUUCGUUCUAAAAAAUUGUUUCCACUACAGACUAUUACUCGUGUAUAAAAGAGCACUAGAGAGCCAAGCGACCCUCUCAUCCACAGAGUUAGUAAACGUCUGUCUUGUC
Messenger RNA from Mesocricetus auratus (golden hamster), 1609 nucleotides. RefSeq names its product OXA1L mitochondrial inner membrane protein (gene Oxa1l). The record is from RefSeq and is a predicted model, not a curated record. Gene Ontology annotation, cellular component: mitochondrial inner membrane. Gene Ontology annotation, biological process: mitochondrial respiratory chain complex IV assembly; protein insertion into mitochondrial inner membrane from matrix. Gene Ontology annotation, molecular function: membrane insertase activity. Bases 89 to 1393 code for a protein of 434 amino acids. The transcript is spliced from 10 exons. Lineage: Eukaryota; Metazoa; Chordata; Mammalia; Rodentia; Cricetidae.